UGAAUCACCGAGCGCGCCACCGUCGGAUCUCCUCUUCCUGCCGUCACACCCACUGCUCGGUGUUGUGGGUUCACCCCGUAGAGAAGGGGAGGACCGACGGCACACACAGCAGCAGAGAGUGCUGCAGUGCGAGCGCAGCGGGGGACUCGGAAGCGGAGAGAGAGAGAGAGAGAGAGAGAGAGAGAGAAAAAAACACACACACAUACAUAUACACACGCAUCAGCAGCCUUACUGCCGAAACUUGGUCUAUGGAGAGAGCUGCAGCGACGCCGUAGCGACGCAGGCCGACAUGGAAGAGUAUUUGCGGAGGGUCCAGAGCAGACUCGGGGCAGAUGACCCCAUCCAUGCUGUUUUAGGCGGACCAGAGCCAGAUGUUGACACUGUGGCCGCAACACUGUGCAUAGCACUGCAUCUCAGCCAGAAGGAAGCUUCAGGUGGAGUGUGUGUGCCGGUGCUCUGCCGCCGGCAAUGUGACGCUGUGUUGCCCGGGGAGACGGUGAGGUAUCUGCGGAGGGUAAAAAUUUGCGAGAGCUUGCUGCUUUGGAGAGACGAUGUAGACCUUGUGAAGCUUCAUCACACUGGAAAACUCUCCCUCACACUGCUGAGAGAUGGACUGCUUGACAGCUCUGAGUACCACACCUUGGAGUCCAGCAUCCUGCGAGUGGUCCAUCACGACGGGCAGCAGGAAGCAGCGGAUGAUGGGGCAUCGUCCGCAGUGACGACAGUCGCCGGGGAGAUUCUUCAAGAGGCAGCAGAGCACAUCGGAGCAGCGCUGGGGGAGACUCUCGGAGAGGCAUUGCUGCUGCAAAGUGAAGCCCUGUGGAUCAAACAUGGCCGCCGGUCAGCACAACUGAAGGAGCUUAUGAGGUCCUUGGAGCAAUGGAGUGAUGUCACUGCAAGUCAACAUGAUGAGGCGAAGCGACAAGACUUGGAGCAGCUGCUGACUCUGGAGCUGAAGGAAUUUUCUGAUGGAGAGAUGACUAUAGCACUCACUUCAAUGACCACAGAUAAGGAGGACUGGCAUGAUUAUGUUGACGGGCUGAAAUCAUUUAGCCAUCGCCACGGCUAUGAUGGGCUGGUGGUUCUCCUGUCCAUCAAUAAUACAGUUCAUCACCCCCGCCAGCAGAUGGCUGUCUACUCAAACAACACCGAUCUCCUAAACCAGAUCUGCUGUGAGUUGGAAGAGUCUUCCAGCUGGUCUCUUUCUGGUGAAUUGGAGGCCAAGGAGAGUCUCCAGGUCUACCACAUUCCCAUAAACACCUCCUUAACUACUGGUGCUCCUCCUCCGCUAGUAGAAGAAAUACAGGGCCUCCUCAAGGACUUUGUAGACCGACGCAGCUCUGUAUUAGCCUGCCACCCCAGCAGCAGGACCUCCUCCACAGAGGGAGUGGCAGGCAGCGUGGAGUUCUCCCAGGGAUCAUCUGGUAUCAAUGACAUGGAUGGUUCUGACAUAGAGAGAGCUGAGGGAGGCAACGGAGAUGUGGUGCCAAUAGCAAGAGUUAUGGCAGAUGGUGAAGAAGACACAGGAGGUGUAGGAGCUGGUGCUGGUGGGGAGCUUGUAAGCCCUGAUAGUGGUAUGACCACCAUCCGCAGCAGUCGCUCCUCCAAGGAGAGUUCAGUGUUCCUCAGUGAUGACAGUCCAGUCGGUGAUGUUAUGGCAGGUGGAGGGCCAGCAGCAGGGCCAGGAGGACACUUUCUGAGAAACCCUUCUCCCCUGGGAUUGUUAUCCCUCUCCCCUCCUUGUCCACCAGAGAGGAGGAAGCACCACUCUGGCAGAAAUAAGAGUGAUAACUUUGACCUGUUUAGUUUUGACCCGCUGCAUAGCAGUGACCACUCUAUGCCAACAAGAGGGGAACUGGCAAAUUCUGAUGUAAGAGGAGAUGAAGGAGAAAGAAGAGCAGGGAGCUCUAGCUUAUCAGAGCUUGAAGAGCUGAGCUUGCUUGAUUUCUCUGCUCCCAAUUCAUUGGGCGGGCUUGACAGUAGAAAUUCUUCAAUUGACCACCAUGGUCAAAUCCAUGGGAAUGACAUGAUUGACACUGUGGUUCCUCCAACCCCAGUCAACAGCGUGGUAGGUAGCCGCCCACCCAGCAGUUGUGGGGUCAGGUUCUUCCCAGAAGAUGUGGUUGAAAGGAUCAAUGGUCUGCAGCACAAGGACAGUGUGUCAUCGUCGUUGUCAGAGACCUGGGAUGAACUUGGCUUUGACACACAAGGAGCAUUGUCCUCAGGUGAUAUUACUGAUAAUAGGACCAAGGUAUCUGAGAGCCCGCUGAAUAUUGUGGAGGAAGUUACAGGGAAAGAGUCAGUUGAUGAUACGACAGAACAAGAAAGUAAAGAAGAGAUCUUAAAGUCAGAGAAUGCCCACCAGAAGGGGAGGAGCCUUGAACCCCAGCUUAGUCUGAUCACUGAGCAGACUGAGUCAUAUGACACCUGGAACCCAGAUGUUGUACUUAAGGAUCAUUGGAACCCUGUUAGUUUGGAUUAUCUGCAAUUGACGCCACCGGAGGAGGAAGUAACUGGAAAAUGCAGGGCUGGUGUCAUUGGAGUGAAAGAAAAAACAUCCUCAUUGUCGAAAAAGAAGGCAACCCUAAACACUUUAACACCAGACACGUCUAAAGAAGAAGACGAAGUGGUACAAGGGAAAAAAGGAGACAAACAGAUUGAGCCGCUAGACUUCUGGACGUACACAGCUCAGAAGGGAUUUCUCAAAUCAGAUAGUGGGACCACCACGUCUUAUCCUGAAUCACUAGAUAUGUGGAAUAUGACAAUUCGAGAUGACAGUCUAUCACCCCUUACGACCCCUGACAACUUGUCUGGAAACUCAGGUUCUUUCUGUGGGGUGAAUCCCACUGUUGAGGCUGGUGCAUCUGUGGAAAGUCCAGGAGGAUUCUCUGAUGGUGGAAUGGCGAUGUGGAACACCACCAUUCAGGAAGACAGCUCUUCCACAAUAACAAGCCCCGAAGGACCUGAAAAUGGAAAGAACCUUAGUCACAUGGGAUCAUUGGAUGCCGGUGAUUCUCCCGAGACAAAUGCAAGCAAACAGGUAGAAGGAGAAAAAUCUAUAGAAGAGGAGGAAGGUCUAAAUAAAGCAUUUAGUCAGACACCUGAGGAAGUGGGGUGGAGAGGUUAUGAGCACAAUGUGAAAAUAGUCAUAGAGACAGCAGAAGGUAAAACACAGGAUGAAGAAACAGGUGAUGAUGAGACCCAGAGUUUUCAGAGCUCUGACUUUCAGAACUUGCCAUCCGAACAUUCAAAAGAUGAGACUUCCUUCAACCAAGGCACUGACAUGUGGGACCUACCUGUCCCUGGCAUGGUCACUUCUACUUCAGAAUAUGACAAUGUAGGAGCUGGCACUUGGAGCCUGACAUCCUCCCCUGACACCUAUGCUAGCCCUAUUGUGGACAUGAUACAACUGGAGGAGCAGUCUAGCCCUUUUGUUGCUUUGACAAAACCUAUUCAGGUAGAUGAGCAGGCUGAUCCUCCAGGAAGCACUGAAUACAGAGCAGUAAUUUCUGACAAAGAACAGCCCACCAACCAGGUCUUCUCAUUUGAGGGAACUAGUGAGUUGGGUCACGUGAUUGGUAGUGGGGUGAGUUCAGUUGAGAGUCAGUAUGACAACAAAAGCAGAGAGGGAUCAGAGGGGGCUGAAUGGAUAGAGCAACCCAGUGUUCAUUCCCCAUUUGUUCUGGUGGACUGCUCCACUGUCAGUCAGACCGCAGUCAGUCCGGGAGAAGCUGCUGAGACUCAGAUCCAGGCUGACCAGUCACUAUCCCCAAGCCUUGUUGAGUGGGACAAUCUUGUUUCCAAGAAGCAUGGUCUCUCGUUCACAAUGGUCCAAAAUGAAGAUGGGCCUGCUGCUGAAAACCAAGGUGGUCCUGACAGUGAGACCAUUGGAAAUGUGGUAGGUAAAACAACAGAAAUCAUGUCUUUAAGCUCCAGCUCUGGGGGGGAAAGAGACACACUAAAGUAUAGCCCUGACAGCCUUCACCCAGGUAGUCGCGAUGAACUCAGGUCCAAUUCUGACGGAGAUUCUUCAUCAGGUCUAGAAAUGGAUUACAUCAUUGUGUCGGGCACUGUAAAAGAAGCUGAGAGAGAGUGGCAUGAUAGGCCUAAAAGGGUCGACAGGCAAUCAAAAGGUACAAGAAAGUCUAUGGAGACAUUUAGCAUGCUUUCCUAUGCUGCAACGGUACUGCAAACCCAGGUCCAAGCUGCAAAGAGGGAACACCAGGAGGAACAAAGAAGACCAAAUCAAGAGAUCAGAGGUACUGACAGUAUACUUGGCAAAGUUACAGAACAAAGUCAAGCUCAUUACCAAGCAAGUCCUGAUAAUGCCACUGAGCAUCACAUGGUGCCAGAAAUACUCAGUCCCAGUCAAUCAGAUUCCAGACCAACAGAUUACAGUCAAACACAGAUAGAAGAAGGAAACUAUGAGGAUAAAUCAAGCACUGUGGCCAGAAGUGUGUCUCCAUCAUUAAGAUAUCCAUCAGAUCACUUUCUGAAAACCAGAGAGGAAGUGUAUGUCCAUUCACAGAUCUCAAUGGAAGAUUCAGAUGAGGGUGGGCAGUCACCCUCUGCACCUCCACCGUGCCCUACUUCUUUGAGCGACUUUCAAGUCUGGGGGGGUCAGUUAGCGAGACAGGAUGCACCUCAAACCACAUCUGAACCACAAUCACCUGUACUCACCAACAGUUCGGUCUCCCACACCAGCUCUUUAGUUGGCACCCCAUUAAGUGAAUCUGGUAUUCCCACUGACAGAGGACUUGGAUUACCAUUUUCUGGAGAUUUGAUGGAAGAGGAGAAUGAUGAGGAAGAGCAUGAGGAGGGGAUUGAUUUAGAGAGCACUAACCUGCCUAAAUGGGCUUUGGAAGUACAGCGUGGGAGGGAAAAAAGACAACAGGCAGGAACUUCUGAUCUGCUGAGUUUCACUGAGGAGCUGAUUGGAGGGUCUUCAUUUCAACAAACAGAUUCACAAACACUUGAGCCAAAGAGAGACACAUUCCUACAUAAUACAAUGGAUUACUAUAAUGGACAGCCUCUGAGGACUGGUGAUCAUGAUAGAUGGUCAACUGAGCAACACAUUGGAGACCAUAAGUCUUCUCAAGAAAGUUAUUCACCUGUUUUAAGAAGACACCAAGAUGUGACAUCACAGUUUUCCUCCCAGCCAGCCAGCGAGAACGCUGCAUACCAGUGGACAGGAAGUGAGAAUAUAACUCAGGAUCAAACCCAACAUGGCUACAACUACCACCACAUUGACCAAAGAACUGAACACCAGAGCGCCCACGCAGCCUGUGUAGCUACUAAACCCAACAGCCAGCAAAACACCACAGAUGUCUAUGCUGAGUUUACAACUGAUACCACCGCUCUGCAGUACGGAUCUGAGCAGGCUGAGAGCUAUUAUGAUGCUGGAGGCAAUGCUGAGUACAGAUUGGAUGAUCAAAGUCCCAGGUUCACGUAUAUAGCUGAACGCCAGUAUGGAGAUGACUCCAACUCUGAACUUCAGUGCUCUCAGUAUCACACUGAUGACCAGGGACAGUAUGAAUCAGACCACGGCCAUUACCAGUAUGACGGACAGCAAUUUUAUCAAUCACAUAUCCAGCCUGAGAGAGAAGAUCAUGCACGGUAUGUGCCGGAGGGAUACGUCCACUUCCUUUUCUCAAGACACUCCCAACAGGGAGACGGUGCAGCAGGGAUGAUGAUGAAGACGGCCUCCAGUGAGGAGGCUGCUGAGGAGAUGGAUAACAGAGAAGAUCCUCCCUCCUCUGCAGAUCUGUCAGGCGGGUCCAAUCAAAGGAGAAAGCUGACAGCUCCACCCAUGAAUGUGUCACUGGACCGCAGUGAGGGGUCUCUUCUCUCAGAAGAUGCCCUGGACACAGAGGAUGAGGCCUUGGAUACUGGUGAUGAUCUUGAUGUCAACAUAGACGAGCUGGACACACCUGACGAGGCCGACUCACUGGAGUUCAACCGACACGGAGAAGAGUCUCACCUGGGUGCAGCAGCAGCAUCAAGUGAAUCUAUCGCAGGACACAGAGCAGCUGAGGAGAGCCGAGAAAACAGGCUGUGGAGGAGUGUGGUAAUCGGAGAGCAGGAGCAUCGCAUUGAUAUGAAGUGCAUUGAGCCGUACAAAAGAGUUGUUUCCCACGGAGGUUAUUACGCUGAACAGAAUGCCAUCAUCGUGUUUGCAGCAUGCUUUCUACCUGACAGUGACUGUGACAACUACAAUUAUGUAAUGGAAAAUCUUUUUCUGUAUGUAAUCAGUACCUUGGAGCUAAUGGUGGCAGAAGAUUACAUGAUUGUUUACUUGAAUGGCGCCACACCACACCGGAGGAUGCCCGGCUUCACCUGGAUGAAAAAGUGCUACCAAAUGAUAGAUAGAAGACUGAAGAAAAACCUUAAGAUGUUCAUCAUUGUCCAUCCUUCCUGGUUCAUACGGACUUUGCUGGGAAUCACCAGACCUUUCAUAAGCUCCAAGUUUAGCAGUAAGAUCAAGUAUGUGAACAGUCUGCAGGAGCUUGGAGAAAUCAUCCCAAUGGAGUACGUCCACAUUCCACCCAGCAUUGUAAAGUAUGACGAGGAGAGGGGUUUACACAAAUUUGCAUGCAUGAGACUGGAUACAGAACUGCAAGACGCAGCAGCUAAAGCUGACAGGAAGGGGAGCUCCUUUGUCUGACAGUUUCAAGAUACCUGGCUGCUACCUACCUUCUCCCUGCAUUAUGCUGUGCUCUACCACAGCAUAUCUGAAUAUAAGCCAGCCUGCAGCAUGAUGUGUACGGCAUGUAGUUGUUACACCAACAACUAGCAAUGGGUUAGAAAGGAAGAUGCUGUGGUACAAAACAUCAGGCAGUUGCUUGUUCAUUGAGGAAAAUACUAACCUGAGGGUGCUGAACAUAAUACUGUAUUUACAGUGCAGAGACUGUCACUGUGCCGAAGGGAAGAUACUUUAUCCUGUAUUACUGUACCUUACACAGCACUUGAUUGUGUCCCCCAUACUGUAGCGAUUGUUUUCUUUGACUUAAUCUUUAAUUUGAACAAUACUUUGAUUCCCAUGUGAUUCACUGUGGAGGAAUUACUAACCGGCUUUGUCACAUUCAUGUAUUAAUCUGUCCUGUCAGCUGUCACCUGUACUUUUUGUAGCCCAUCUUCAUAAUGAAAAGUGGGGAUUCUCUGAAGCUGUGGCGAGGCUCAUGACACUUACAGCUAAUAACCAAACACAUGCAAACAUAAAUUGUAUUACAGACCAUCUGCUCGCACAUAAACAUUUGUGUUGCCUUGGUAAUUGGGAUGUGACUGUAAUGUAGCUCUGUCAAUAGUCUGUAAUGUUAAGGGACACUCUAUUUAGACUGUAAUAUUAGGUAGUCAACAGUUUACAAUAAUAUGAUUCACACGACAAAAUCUUUGUACUGUAACUGUGUGUUCAGUUUUAAUGACAUGAAACAGAAUGGCUGAGCCGAGGUUUUUGAAUAGUUACCGAGGGCGGAGGUGGCUCUUGUCACAGUGGGUUUUUACAUGAUGUCACCAUCUCACUCAGCACCUCAUACAAUCUUUAAAAGGCUUUCAUCUAAUAAUACUGUGUGUCACUGUGAGAAAAACUUGCAACAUCAUAGCAUAAAGGUAGCAAAACAGCAGUUAUCUACAACGGCCCUGAGAGCUCAGCACACUUUCAGCUGAAGAGAACAGCAUGAAUUUGACAACGUAUGAGCAGCAAGCUGAGAAAACACAAGCGAAUACAGAAACACGCUGCAAAUUUCAGCAACGUUUUCUGUCCUUGAUUGUGUUUUACCAUUUCUGUAUGUGUGUUCUUAAGUUGUGAUGCGUUAAGUUUUGAGGGCCAGCGUAGUGAUGAGUAGCUGCAGUAAUGUGUUGCAUGCUUUCAGUUGCAACAGUUUGAGAUGACUCUGAUCUGAUUACUCACUCGAAGCAUAACUGUGUAAUUUUAGCCAUGGUUUAUCGUGUGUGUGUGUGUGUGUGUGUGUGUGAGAGAGAGAGAGAGAGAGAGAGAGAGAGAUUGUUAGGAGUGAUGAGGAAAUUCUAAAUGUUGAAUGAUGGUUAAAGAGGUAGAGUAUGGGGAGCGCAACCCAAUCGCCAGAAUCAAUGUUGGCAUCGUACAUUUUGUACAUUUCUACAUACCACAGAUACGUUAUAUUUGUAUGUUUCAUAUGUGUGUAUUUACAUUUUAAGUAUUAAAUUCUAUGUUGUGACAAUGUUCUGGUUAGGUGUGAUUAGGUUAGGCUCAAAAAACACCUGGUUCAGGUUCGGAAAACAUUGUGUUUCCGCUUAAAAUACCCGGUUUGGUCACUGCAAGCCGCUCAUUUACAUGUUAUCUAAAUUACAUUAUUGAAAUGAUAUAUUUAUGAAAUGUACAAAUGCAAUGUCUCUGAAGUUUGCAGAAAUGUAUAAUACCAACAUUUUAUUCUGGUAACUGGGCUGAGAUAGUGCCUACUGUUCAGAUUGAGAUGUGUACCUUUAUUUGCCUUUUCUUACAUUUGUAUACAUUUGUUUGUCGCUUGCAAGGUAUUCAUUUGUUGUAAAAUAUGUCCAAUGUUUUACUUCAUUAAAGAUGUGUUCCUCCUCAACAGUCUUUACAAAAAGAAUACUAUACACCACAAUAAACACAUUGCUCAUUGCAUAAUAAUCAAAAGUA
Messenger RNA from Epinephelus lanceolatus (giant grouper), 8635 nucleotides. RefSeq names its product protein prune homolog 2-like. NCBI's taxonomy places the organism in Eukaryota, Metazoa, Chordata, Actinopteri, Perciformes, Serranidae. Gene Ontology annotation, biological process: apoptotic process. Gene Ontology annotation, cellular component: cytoplasm. The record is from RefSeq and is a predicted model, not a curated record.